AUGAGUUUGGUCAGCAACGAGUAUGAUACUUUGAUUGCUGAAUAUGGUAAAUUUUUAGAGUCCGUUAAGAUUGAAGAAUCAACAGUUGAGAUCGUUACAAAAGAACAGGGCAAACUUCAUGUCCAUCUAACGAAACAAGGUUGGACUAUUCUUACAUCUACUAUAGAGCACGUUAGACAAAAUGACAUAUUCGAGACUUCUGAGGCUUUGCUUAUGACUGCUUCACCAACAUUUAGCCGGCUUUGGAAUGAAAAGUUGUUUGAUAGGCUGAAUCAACUACAGCAAGAUGGCGAUAGCUGA
This is a messenger RNA of Sugiyamaella lignohabitans, 300 nucleotides long. RefSeq lists its product as uncharacterized. The transcript has a single exon. NCBI's taxonomy places the organism in Eukaryota, Fungi, Ascomycota, Dipodascomycetes, Dipodascales, Trichomonascaceae. The coding region runs from base 1 to 300 and encodes 99 amino acids. The record is from RefSeq and is a predicted model, not a curated record.